CUGUAAGUGGUAUUUCUAAAUAGUCUUAUUUUUUUCCCCUUGUAAGAUUUUAAAUAAGAUUGUCGUAACUAAACAUGGCUUCCUCCUUCAAGCAUGCGAGGAUAGGAAGAGAGAUGUUCCGUUCGCCAGUCUUGCUAUUUAAGAAUCAGGCGUUUGUGCGUGUAAAGGUGCACGAAAAGAUAUUCCUCCCAAACCACAGACUAUUCUCCGGAUUUCAAGCAUGUCACCAUACGCACAAACAUCGGGUCAUCCCUCUGCUAACGGUUUCACCAGUCCGGUGGAACAGCACUACAUCAGCGACUGUGUCUGCAGUCAUGGAUGCGGCUGUAGACAAGGUGGCACCAACAGAUUAUAUACCACCUCCACCAUCUUUGCCUGAGGCCCCACAGGUACAAGAGAUUCUAAAUGCCCUUGGAGAGCCAACUUUGGCUAGCUUGGGUUUGGCAAACUGGACACCCAGUGGGCUGGUUCAGAUGGCUCUUGAGGCACUGCAUGUAUCAGCAGACCUUCCUUGGUGGGGUGCUAUUGUCGCAGGUACAAUCUGUGUGAGGCUGCUGAUGUUCCCCCUGGUGAUCAAAUCUCAGCGCAAUGCUGCACACAUGCAUAAUCACAUGCCCACUAUGACUCGACUGCAAGAAAAAUUUACUCAAGCACGGCAGAGUGGCAAUGUCGUGGAAGCCUCCAUUGCUGGUCGUGAAUUGAUGAACUUCAUGCAACGAAAUGAAAUAAAGCCAUUCCGGAAUUUCCUGGUACCUCUAGCUCAGAUGCCAGUGUUCCUGUCAGUCUUUGUUGGACUGCGCCAGAUGGCCAACCUGCCUGUGGAGAGCAUGAAGACUGGAGGGAUGUUUUGGUUCAUGGACCUCACGCUUCCAGAUCCAUUCUAUGGCUUGCCAAUCAUGACUAUGCUUACUUUUUUCUUGACAAUUGAGUUGGGUGUAGAUGGUGUGAAGGCUGGGACAAUGAGCCAUACCAUGAAGUGGUUUUUCAGAGGAAUGCCAAUUAUCAUGUUGCCGUUCAUAGCGAACUUCCCAGCUGCCAUGUUGUGCUAUUGGUUUACCUCCAAUGGCUUCUCCCUGGUGCAAGUGCUCUUCCUGAAGAUCCCACGUGUAAGGGAGUUCUUCAAGAUUGAACAACUGGUCAAGCACCCUGUCACAGCUCUUCCUAAAAAGAAAGGCUUCCUGGAGGGCUUCAAGGAUUCUAUGAACAAUGCUAAAUUAGCAAGAGAAAUGGAAGAGCGUCAUCGUGUAGAUGCCCUUCGAUUCAAGCAGGCUGGACAGGGUCCUAUCACAAAGACAUAUGCAUAUGACCCAACUAAGCUCAAGGCUGCAAAGACAGUCACUUCCAGUCCCAAAUCAUGAGACAUCCUAAACAUUGUGAGCUUAAAAAAAACUGUGCGUGUGCAUGCAUGUGUGUGUGUUGGGUCCACAAGAGAAAGAGAAAAAAAAACUGCAACAACAGUUAAUACUGAGUGGUAAAAAAAAUCCUGAGGAUAAAAAUGUAAUAGACGAGUUUACAGUUCAUGAUUACAGUUCAGUUUACGAGUUCAUAUGAUGGCAAAGUACCCUACUGCAACAACAAAUAUAAAUUAGCUUUUGAUUAACAUUUGUACACAUUAUUGUCUUGGGCUUAGUUGAUGCUUCAUAAAAUGUAAAUCAAAGAUGGAUAAGCGUUAACAUCAACUGCUUUGAAUACACCAAAGGAUGCUUGCAGUUUCAUCCAUGGCAUACUUGAAAUAUGCAGCAUUGUCAGGCUUAUUGAUGUCUUGUUUCAAUCUACGCAUUACAGAGCAUUCAAUGUAUGAAAAAACUGGCAUUAAAGGUUUAGUGCAGAUGUUUUAA
This is a messenger RNA of Pomacea canaliculata, 1838 nucleotides long. RefSeq names its product mitochondrial inner membrane protein OXA1L-like. Gene Ontology annotation, biological process: protein insertion into mitochondrial inner membrane from matrix; mitochondrial respiratory chain complex IV assembly. NCBI's taxonomy places the organism in Eukaryota, Metazoa, Mollusca, Gastropoda, Architaenioglossa, Ampullariidae. Gene Ontology annotation, cellular component: mitochondrial inner membrane. Gene Ontology annotation, molecular function: membrane insertase activity. The transcript is spliced from 9 exons. The record is from RefSeq and is a predicted model, not a curated record. Bases 75 to 1358 code for a protein of 427 amino acids.